AUGCUGAUUCCCUGCCUGUGGACAACUCUCCCGUGGAUUGUCCUAGGCCAGACGUACUACAUGAGCUUUGUUUUCAACAACUACGGCCCCUCAAGAGUGAGUGCACCACAACUUGGGCUUAACGGCUCACAAAACGAGGAAUUGGGGGGAGGAAACCCAAAGGUCAGCUCGCCAGAGCAUUCAAGUGAGGAAGAAACUCUUGAGGUCAGUUCGUUGGAGCAUUCAAUGGAGUCCAAACAGAGCUCGGUCAGUAAAAAGCACAAGGAAAAGGAAACUCUUGAGCUGAGUUCGGUUGACCAUUCGCGUGAGACUCAUUUUAACUUAAAGCCCGGUGUAGAAAGUAUGGACUCGAGUGAUUCCGAUGAUACGUGGAUGUGGUCAACAACUUCAAGGAAACGGCCUACAACUUCAACGAGUAAAAAGAUGAAAACAAAGACUACGACAAAUGAAACUCCCGAAACACCAACUGAAAUCACCACAGACUCUACAAUGGUGACUGCAGUGGAGAAAGGGAAAACUGAAGACUUGUCCGCAAAACCCCCAGAAGAACUUUACACAGAUCAGCCCGAAGAAAUCGCGGGAAUCACUGAGGCGCCUUCAACAGAUCAACCGGAGAUUGAAACAUUUACCGAUACCUUCACCAAAUUAGAGAUGAAUUUAACAAACAUAUCCGCAAUGACUUGGGAAGCGGUAACACCCCAUCCCGCCGAAUUCUUCGAUUAUCCACAGGCCGAGUGUCAAGAGGACAUGGAUCUGCACGAGGUGUUUGGGAUAAGUCUCGAGCGAGAUCGGGGACUGCCCACCAAGAUAUUGUGUAACUUCAAAAACAGCUGGGGUGGACCUUGGCUGCUGAUGACGCGCAUUGAGCUGCCCGUUCGCAUACAUCUGCGCCACUGGUACUUUGGCUAUGUGACGCCGGACUACAAGGACAUUAAUAUCAACUUCCUAGCCCUGGCCCACAUCAUGAACUCCAUGCGUACUGCUAUGCUGAUCAUCGGCCAGGACAGCGACAACAAGUUGGUCUACAAUCUGUACGACGAUGUGGUCAUCUCGGCCUUCAACGAUCUGUUCAUGAUGCGCAAGGCCGAGCUGGUGGAGGCCAACACCACGGAACUGCUGUUCGUGUCCGUGGGCAAGGUGAUGAGUUCGUAUGCAGGACGCAAUAGAUCGUGUCCCUUGCAGGUGCUCGGCAGCUGGUGGGGUCGCCAUUCGGUUCAAGAAAUGUAUGAAGGAUUUUUUUGUGUCUUUCCCACGGACCGUGACAUCUCCAGACCUGGCUAUGUGGCAAUUUUUAUCAAGCCCAGCUUAUUUCUGGCAAACCACACAGCGUUUUACAACAGACCCAUCUCCACCCGACGGCCCUGGACAUCCAACUUCAGUGCUAGGUUACUAAAUGGAACUAUAAAAAAAUCGGCGCAGUAUAAAAAAGACAAACUAACAGAGUGGGAACGAAACAAGAUGGCUGUAAACAAGGAGCUUUCCCGCCGCGCAAGGAUCUUCGAGGCCAUCGAUAGACUGCGGUGGCAAGAGGCCAAGCGUCACAGGGGAUUGAGGUAGCAGGUCGAGGGGGUCUAGUUUAAGGGUCACCAACUCGGGAUGGGUCUUCUCCAUUACUCAACAGAGAGAGAAUAACUUAAGUUUAGCUGCGUUUUAAGUACUAAAUCACUCAUAUGUUUAAGCUAAUAAAUACGGUUUGAAGAUGUGUUCUAGUUUUGUUUUACUCAACGAUAAUAUUUAGUGAAAAUGAAAACUAAAAACCUUAUUUCUUCUAGAGGUACAUUACCCAAAUACUUAUCAUAAUAAGUUAGCUUGAAUAGAAAGUUUGAGGAGAAUUUAAAAUAGUUUCGA
This is a messenger RNA of Drosophila gunungcola (fruit fly), 1848 nucleotides long. RefSeq lists its product as uncharacterized. The transcript is spliced from 2 exons. NCBI's taxonomy places the organism in Eukaryota, Metazoa, Arthropoda, Insecta, Diptera, Drosophilidae. The record is from RefSeq and is a predicted model, not a curated record. Bases 1 to 1557 code for a protein of 518 amino acids.